AUGGAUAAGAAAAUACAUUUAAUUCAAAAGCAUAGACAUAGGUUUGUAAAUGGAGUUAUGCAUUCAAUGACUUGUACAAUGGAAGAAAUGAAAUGUGCUGUUUCCUUAGGUUUAUAUCUUGGUAUUAAUGGAUGUUCAUUAAAAACACAAGAAAGUCUUGAAGUGAUAAAAAACGCACCAAUAGAUAAGUUAAUGAUAGAAACCGAUGCCCCGUGGUGUGAUAUUAGACCUACACAUGCUUCAUAUAAGUAUUUAAACUUACCGGAAGAAAAAAAAUUAUUAUAUCAGCCUGCAACGCGUAAAAAAGAAAAAUUCAGUUGGAAUUGUAUGGUUAAAGGACGUAAUGAACCUUGCUGUAUUGGACAAGUGUUAUAUAUAAUAGCUUCAAUUCGUGGUGUUGAUCCUGAAGAAUUAGCUGAUACAAUAUAUGAGAAUACAAGAAAAGUUUUUUUUAACAAUUUAACAUGA
Funneliformis geosporum is the source of this 468-nucleotide messenger RNA. NCBI's taxonomy places the organism in Eukaryota, Fungi, Glomeromycota, Glomeromycetes, Glomerales, Glomeraceae. The record is from the annotation of a GenBank genome assembly.